UUCUAUGAUCCUGACACACAGUAUGGAACUUGGUCCUAACUUCUAGAAGAUAUGUUACUGAGCUUAUGUUAUUCCUUUGAUCCAGGCAGAGACCUUCAAAUCCAAAGAAGAUGUCAAGACGCAGCAGCCGUUUGCAAGCCAAGCAGCAGCAACCACUGUUAUGUCAAGAAGAGUCUCCACAAGAACUGCAGGCAUCAGAACAUCUCCAGACAAGAAAAAAGAGAACAGCAGAGGAGAUUAAGAAGAGAGAAGAUGGGAAAAUGGCUAAAAAGCAUCAAUAUGAGAUUAAGAGUUGCUGGCCGCCCACGAUAACAGGAGGUAUCUCACCUUGCAUAAUUAUUGAAACACCUCACAAAGAAUCAGUAACCACUGACUUCUCAAGAUUCAAAAAAUACAGGUUCAGAAACCUCUUCAUAAAUCCAUCACCUUUGCCAGAACUCAACUGGGGAAAUUCCAAAGAUGUCUGGCUCAACAUCCUGAAGAAGGAGAACAGAUACACUCACUGCAAACAUUUCACAUCGCUGCAUCCUAGUUUGCAACCUCACAUGAGAUCAAUACUCUUAGACUGGCUCUUAGAGGUAUGUGAGGUGUAUGCACUCCACAGGGAAACCUUUUACCUAGCUCAAGAUUUUUUUGAUAGAUUCAUGUUGACACAAAAGAACGUUAACAAGAGCAUGCUUCAGCUCAUAGGAAUUACCUCAUUAUUCAUUGCCUCCAAACUUGAGGAAAUCUACGCUCCUAAAAUACAGGAAUUUGCCUACGUCACUGAUGGUGCUUGCAGUGAAGAUGAUAUAGUAAGAAUGGAACUUAUUAUGUUAAAGGCUUUAAAAUGGGAACUGUGUCCAGUGACAAUCGUCUCUUGGCUGAACCUCUAUCUUCAAGUGGAUGCUCUGAAGGAUGUUCCGAAAGUGCUGCUACCUCAGUAUUCUCAGGAAAAAUUCAUUCAGAUAGCACAGCUCUUAGACCUGUGCAUUCUGGAUGUGAAUUCCUUGGACUUCCAGUACAGAACACUAGCUGCUGCAGCGCUCUGCCACUAUACCUCAAUUGAAGUAGUUAAGAAAGCUUCUGGCUUAGAUUGGGACAGCAUUUCAGAGUGUGUAGAAUGGAUGGUUCCCUUUGUGAAUGUGGCCAAAAAAGUCUCGGUGAAGCUGAAGAACUUUAAGAAGGUUGCUGUAGAAGAUCGACACAAUAUCCAAACACACACCAAUUACUUGGACAUGCUGGAAGAAGUUAACAGUGGAGUAGCAUCUACUGGCCCAGGUCAGUUAUCACCUGUGUCAACAGGAGGGAUAAUCACACCUCCUAAAAGUACAGAGAAGAAAUGAAAUAUGGACAAACAUCACAAACUGUUUCAGAAACAGAACUUGGUGCUUCAGAACAAGGCUGUGCUAAAGGAGACUCGUGCUCUUUACUGCUGUUGAAGACUUGAGCAGUAAAAGAUGCAGCAAACAGAACAGAUGGAAACUGAGACCAAUGUCCUCCUACAGACUUGAUAAAAGAUUUAGACCAAGCAUUCCUCCAUGCUAUCACAGGAGCCUGGAUUACUUUGGACCAUUCUCAGACACAACUUAGUUUACUUUAACCAUUCCUAACUUAUGAAUUUCAAGUACUUUUUAAACAUGGUUGUGUGGCAAAAUUUGUCCAUGCAACUUGUGUCAAACUUGCUUUACCUUGGAUUAGCAAUACAGGGGAAUUUAUGACAGCUUGUACAUAUUACCUCUUCUUGACUUGGCUGUUUCUUCUUUUUUUGGCAAGGUCAGAGCUUAAUGCCUGUUAAGUCACCAGGAGCUCAGAUGCAGUAUUACAGAGGUCAGUGGGUGCACAGUUUGCUUUUCUGAAACCACUCUGCCUUCAUGUUAGUGUCCUUAGCUCUGUAUCAAAUUCUAGCUCCACACAAGGCUGAUUAAUUUAGGGUGACCCUUUAGG
Messenger RNA from Apus apus (common swift), 1926 nucleotides. It is a transcript of the gene CCNE2, whose product is annotated as cyclin E2. Gene Ontology annotation, cellular component: cyclin E2-CDK2 complex; nucleus; cytoplasm. Gene Ontology annotation, molecular function: cyclin-dependent protein serine/threonine kinase regulator activity. Gene Ontology annotation, biological process: G1/S transition of mitotic cell cycle; regulation of cyclin-dependent protein serine/threonine kinase activity. NCBI's taxonomy places the organism in Eukaryota, Metazoa, Chordata, Aves, Apodiformes, Apodidae. Bases 111 to 1325 code for a protein of 404 amino acids. The record is from RefSeq and is a predicted model, not a curated record. The transcript has 11 exons.